Molecule: messenger RNA, 1833 nt
Organism: Oreochromis aureus
Lineage: Eukaryota; Metazoa; Chordata; Actinopteri; Cichliformes; Cichlidae
Product: ninjurin-2-like
Exons: 5
Coding region: 724-1155 (143 amino acids)
Biological process (GO): tissue regeneration; cell adhesion
Cellular component (GO): membrane
Source: RefSeq, a predicted model, not a curated record
UACAACGGCUACCGGUGGCAAACCCGUGCAUAAUGAGCCACCAGACAGCAGCAGUGUGAACCAACACACGCCGCUCAUCGUGCUUUUAUGCCAUUUGUUUUUAACACGUGCUUUGCCAUUUUUUAUAUAGACUGAUAAUUGUUGAGUCUGUUCAACGACGCUCCCGCCAUCUUUUCCUAAAUAUUGACUAAUUUACCCUGAAAAAGAGACUUACUUCAGCAGCAGGCCCAUUCUAUGCUCACGUUUUCUUUUUUCUUUUUUACAACAAAAUUUCAUUUCACCAAUUAGGAAACACACUUCACGUUUGCUGCUUCCUCCAGACUGUCAAGCAAAUGUUAUUUUACUGAAGCAACUGUUGUGAAAAUGCCACACACAAAAAAAUCUGAACUGGCUUGUGGAUUGUGAAAACUGCUGACUAAUUUUCACAGUCAUCACCAACAGCUUUAAUCUGAAGUUAAAGUUUCUACGGUUAAUAGCAGGAUGCUUCGCUCUGUGUCGCUGGUACAGGAAUAUCAGCUGGUAAAGAGUUGAAAAGGAUGUGUUCACACCUGUGACUUCUACCUGUGUUUGUUACUGGAAGCAGUGGCAAGGCUACAGCAAAAAUGCACGCUGUUAAAAACCGUCUUACUCUGGCCCUGAAACUCACCCACUCAGCACAUGCAGAAGCAAGCAAAAGAGGAAGCUGGAGACCAAAGCCGAACCAAGAAUAUGUAAAGAGGAAAUAUGCAAAGGAGGGCUGCUGACAUGGCAGUGCAAGUACAUCAGUUACUGGGUGGUUCCACCUCCAACCUGAACAUGAACCUGUAUGCUACUAAGAAAACAGCAGCUGAAGGCAUGCUGGACAUUGCUUUGUUCCUGGCUAACAUUACACACAUGAAGACAGUCAUUGAACAGGGUGCAGGCUACAGGUAUUACGCCGCUGUUCUGACGCUCAUUUCCUUCUCCCUGGCUCUUCAGAUAGUGGCUGGAAUCCUGAUCAUCAUAAUCGCCCGCAGGGACCUUAACGUGGUGUCCAAUCAGAAACGACUCGACUACCUGAACAACGUUGCUACAGGCGUCAUCUUCGCCACCACAGUGAUUAACUUCUUCAUCAGCUUCUUCGGCUCCAAGAGGACCGGAUUCUUCCGCUGGCUGUUGGCUCGACUCCACUUUUGAGACACACAAAACUAUGAAAAUGUAUCCAAGUCAUGCACAGACCCACCAACAUGCUUUGCAGCAGUAUUUCAUCUGAACAGUAGCAUGACACAUUGGCCUAAGAGGCUUCAGUUCACAUUCUGACAAAGUUAGAAAACAAUCCCAUGUGUUCAAACAUUGCAUCUUAAUUCCUAGUCAGACACUUGUCAAAUUUCUCACACUGUAAUCAAACUAAAAUAUUUUAACUUUAACCAACUGUCAUUUAAACAUGCAUGGUUUUAUUUGCUCCAAUGACAUGCUUGUGCAAAUAUUGUACUUUUUUAUUGUAGAUGUCUCUACUUUUUCUGUGCAUUUUACAUGUAUUCUUCCCUUGUUUUAUGUGCCUAAUCGGUAAAAGUGUAAAACUUGUUUUGAUUUUAAAUAUACAUCUUAUUUUAAAACAUGUUUGACAUCAGUAAAAAUAGAAAACAAAACAUGAAAUGGAUAAAUAUCUUUGUGAAUAAAAAGCUAAAUAAAACGAGUGAUUAAAAAGAAAGCUAUACUUGGCUUAUUGUAUUUUUACUGAACAUUGUUAUUUUGUAUCUAUACUAUUCUUUUGGCAGAUUAAAAAAAAUAUAUAUAAGGCACCUUGGUCAAAAGAAAUGUGUCAUCAUCUGGUCUCAUGCCUGUUUUUCUCUAUUGUGUUUGUGUGCGUGUGUG